This is a messenger RNA of Porites evermanni, 1557 nucleotides long. Lineage: Eukaryota; Metazoa; Cnidaria; Anthozoa; Scleractinia; Poritidae. The record is from the annotation of a GenBank genome assembly.
AUGGCGUCAACUAGCCUCGAAGGCAUGUUUGCGUAUCUGUCGGAGUCAUUUUCUGCUGGCGUGAUACAGUCUUAUCAGGGUCAGGGAUUUCUUGAAGACGCACCAUUGAUUCAACAACAAGAUCCACUGGAGGACUUUAAAAAGUUCAACAGCGAUGAUUUGAUUUUCCAAGAAUACGAUCCACCUUUGCAGAAUGACAGUAAAAUGGCGUGGAAAAAAUCGCGACCUUCAGUUUGGUGGAAGUCGCUGUGGAAGGCCAUGAAAUGCAUCUUUUAUAUCCAGAUUCUCGGCGGACUGGCUCUCGGUUCACUCGCUAUUUUGAUCCUAGUCCUGGAUUUCAACUCCGUCGAUCUGUGUUUCGAUAGACAACUUCACGGGAAUUGGCACACGCUCCCUCGGAAUAUUCAAGCCAUUAUAGUCACUGCAGAAACAGUCGAGGCCUAUGUGGUACAGAUGUGGACAUUUCUGCUGAUAAUCACGAUGUUUGGUUGGCGGUUAGUGAAGAAACUCAAUCUUUUGAUUCUUAACCUUCUUGGUGCGUUUUGUGACACGUGCUACAGGCUGUACCUGCAGGUUUUUGGCAUUUACGAAAAGUCGUGGAUGUCCUUUCCUCUGAAUGCGCUCUUUCUGAUCAUUGUCGUCUCGAACUCGGUUCUUGUUGGGCGAGAAAUCGCCAAGAACAGCGUAGUUGAUAGAUCAAGAACACUGAAGAAAACUAUCAAAGUCUCAGCCAUGCUUGCAGCUCAGUUAGCCUUUGGAAUACCGAUAGCUUUUAUUCUUGUUUAUGUGCUUAUUCCUUUGUAUCACAGUCAGAACGAGACCAACAGAGCCGUCAUUGCUGGAGCUCUUCCUCUGGUAACUGCCGUUCCAAAAGUCAUAGUACGUUUAGCUGCGCAAAGAAUCGACUUUCUUCAUCCUGGAGAAUCGCACGUGCUGCUAAGCGUCUUGUACGUGGCUUCCGCGAUCGUUUUUCGAGUCAUGCAAGCCGAACUAACGAGUCUACGACUAUUUAUAGCACUGAGCUUUGCCCACGGCUCUGUGGAUCUGCUUGAAAGGGCCACCAUCGUGUUUCGCGAUUACCUGUGGUACUUUAUUUACAAAAAACUCAAGAGAGACGUUACGAUCUUGAGGGCCGACAAAUUUCGCACACCAAGAAGUAUGCGCUUUAUUGCUGAUAUGAGUAUUCAGAUGAUUCUUGGUGAAUCAACAGCUUUGAUCGCAGCGGUCGGUUUCAUUCAGUUGUACAGCUUCAUGUACAACAACAACACACCUUCGUUUACCGACCUGGCGCAGUUUUUUAUUCGCGUCUCUAUAGCGCUAAGUAUUGACUUUGUUUUUAAUUCGUUCUCGUUUUGGUUACAAAUGUCCUAUUUGAACUUUGCGGUUGUGCGAGUCUGGAAGAGAAGAUGGCGGAAACAUAUGCUUGUGGGUCUUAUUUUGACUGCAGUCACGAUGUGCUAUUUUACAACUCAUCUAUUUGCCGUUGUUAAAGACAAGCACUCCUCAGCAGCUAAAAUGAAUGAAUUCAAUUGCACAGGACCAUUUUCUAGGUUUUAG